AUGUUUGAAGUGGAUGGGCCCGGUAAGGGGAACAGGAAGAAGCCAUUUGCGCUGGAAACACCUGACCAUAUAGACCCCAGCAAAAUAUCUUUGGAAGAGGUCAUAGGGAAAUUUUUCAAAGUUCCCAAGGAAGAAGCACACAAAAACACCCGUAAAGCCGCCUUUGCAACAGAGAAACCCUUUGAGUGCUUGGAAUGUGGGAAACACUUUGCCACUAGCUCUCACCUUAUCAAUCAUAAAAGGGUCCAUACGGGAGAAAAACCGUAUAAAUGCUUGAGCUGCGGGAAGAGCUUCACCGAGAGAGGAAACCUCCUUAAACACCAGAGGACUCACACAGGAGAGAAACCAUAUGAAUGUUCUGAUUGUGGCAAGGCCUUUGGCAUCAGCUCCCAGCUUAUCAGCCAUAAAAGGGUCCACACGGGAGAGAAACCGUAUGAGUGCUUGGACUGCGGAAAAAGCUUCUGCACCAGUUCUCAGUUAGUACGCCAUAACCGAGUGCACACGGGGGAGAAACCAUAUGAAUGUGCCGAGUGUGGAAAAACCUUCAGUCAGAGGUCGUACCUUGUUGGGCAUGAGAGAACCCACACUGGAGAGAAGCCAUAUAAAUGCACGCAAUGUGGGAAAUGGUUCUCUCAUCGCUCUGACCGCCUGAGGCAUGAGAAAAUCCACACAGGUGAGAAACCACACAAGUGUUUGGACUGUGGGAAAGGGUUCAACCAGAAAGGCUCCCUCAUCACGCACCAGAGGACCCAUACAGGAGAGAAGCCGUACGAGUGUUCUGAGUGCGGGAAAAGCUUCAAUGACAGGGGCUACCUCGUCACGCACAGGAGAACCCACACGGGCGAAAAGCCCUAUGAAUGCACAGAUUGCGGGAAAAGCUUCAGUAGAACUUCCCAUCUUACGGCGCAUAAAAAAACCCACAUAGGGGACAGGCCAUAG
This is a messenger RNA of Euleptes europaea (tarantolino), 939 nucleotides long. RefSeq names its product zinc finger protein 383-like. Gene Ontology annotation, molecular function: DNA-binding transcription factor activity; RNA polymerase II cis-regulatory region sequence-specific DNA binding. The transcript is spliced from 2 exons. Gene Ontology annotation, biological process: regulation of transcription by RNA polymerase II. Lineage: Eukaryota; Metazoa; Chordata; Lepidosauria; Squamata; Sphaerodactylidae. The coding region runs from base 1 to 939 and encodes 312 amino acids. The record is from RefSeq and is a predicted model, not a curated record.